Messenger RNA from Oppiella nova, 642 nucleotides. The record is from the annotation of a GenBank genome assembly. NCBI's taxonomy places the organism in Eukaryota, Metazoa, Arthropoda, Arachnida, Sarcoptiformes, Oppiidae.
AUGGACGCGAAUUCGCUGUACUUUUCAAUGCAUUUGCCUAAUAUUAUUCCGGAUCUCAUGAAUGAGAUCUUAGAAUGCGUUCAAUAUUUACAUGAAUUGAAUCCUCCGGUCAUUGACAGAGAUCUUAAACCCGGCAAUAUAUUAGUUGCUAAGACUGUAAGGAACGGCAGGUUUUUCAAAAUUUGUGACUUUGGUUUGGCUACUGUUCACCAGCACUCGUCAUAUAAGGGAGACCUGGGAUAUCAGGCGCCAGAAGUGGGUCAGGAAGUGGACUAUAACCAUAAGAUAGAUGUCUACAGUCUGGCUAUAAUUGCAGAAAAAGAUAUUUUUGGUAUUAAUUUGGAUGACGAACUUUUAGAAAUGUAUUCAUACAAUGAGAUUGUGAACAAAUGUGUGCUUAAAUUAACACAAGUACUGCAUUCAAUGUCAUAUUAUAACUUUGAUUACCCGGACAUACCCGGCCCUCAUUGGACAGACAGACCCGAGUGUUCACAAUCUGAUAUUGUGAGCUACGGGUGGGGGUGUGGUGGCCACCCGGCUCCGCCAAACGAAAUAUUAGCUUGCUACUUUAAUUUACUGAAGAUCAAUAGCCAACUAUUGCCACCUAAUUGCCGGGGAUAUGAUUGGGAUGACAGGGAAUGA